AUGAGACUGCUUCAAACCUUGGGCGACCGCUUGGGCAAGGCUCUUGCAGGAGAGAUCAGCCAGGAUCAGUUCGAGCGGCGCCCGACCGAGCUGGUUGGAUUGGAGUUGUUCUUCCUGAGCGUCUAUGCUCUGGAGCAGGUCUUCCGCAUUGGCGUGUUGGGCAAAGAAUGGCUGAUCUCGAAGGAUGGCGUGGCCUGGACCAACCUCUGCGACUUCGCCAUCGUGGCCUUCGGCGUCUUCGACGCGGUGGUGGCGGCGGAGAUCAAUGAGAAUGAAGGGCGGGACUCCCGCGGCAGUCUCCUUCUCAGGAUGCUUCGGCUGACGCGAGUGGUGAAGUCCGUCCGACUCUUGCGGGUGAUCGGUCUUUUUCGUCAACUCCGGAGCUUGAUGGAUAGCUUCUACGCCAGCAUCGCCGCGUUAAGCUGGUCCCUGAUCAUGCUGCUGAUCUGUCAGCUCAUCGCCGCGCUGAUUCUUUGCCAGUCGGUGAUUCCCUACCUGUUGGAAUCCAAGGAUCACGACCUCAAAGUCUGGACCUAUGAGCGAUACGGUACCUUCUCAAGGUCAAUGUAUACCUUCUUCGAGAUCACCUUCAGUGGUGGCUGGCCCAGCAAUGUGCGGCCUCUGCUGGAUGUGAGUUAUUGGUACGCGGUGCCUUGCUUGACCUAUGUGAUCCUGGUGGUUUUUGCGGCCCUGCGCCUCAUCACGGCCCUCUUCGUGCGCUCCACGCUGCAGGUCUUGGCCAAGGACGCGGGCCAGGCGGUGCUCGAGCGGCUCCAGCAGACCGCGGAGCUGCAGGAGAAGUUGGUGGAGCUCUUCUGCGAUGGUGACAUGGACGGAGACCGUGCCCUCAACUUGGAUGAGUGGCGGAGCCUCCUGAGCCACAAGGAGAUCCUCCAGUACAUGAGCGUCUUGGAGGUGGAUGUGCAUGACGCAGAGACGCUCUUCCAUUUGCUGGACGACGGUGACGGGGUCCUGACCUUCAGCGAGUUCUGCGAGGGGAUUCCGAAGAUCCGGGGCCCUGCCAGAUCUUUGGACAUCAUCGCCCUGCAGCACAAUUUGGAGGAGGUCCGAGCGGAUUGCCAGGACAUUCUGCUGCAGAUGGAGGCAUUGACAGAGUCUCACUCGGAGAGGGAGAGUAGCCACGCUCGCCAUCUCAAAGUCUUUGGCCCCAAUGUGGGCCAGGCCCAAAGAGGGAUCCUUUUGGAUCUCCGUGCGAAAGCUUCCGCCAUGCAGAGCUUGGAAAUGGAGCCGGGAGAGCCGGAGAGCGGCGAGGUCAACCGCGAAAAUUGGCGAGCCCCGUUUCCUACCGGGUCACUGCUACGAUGUAAGAAGCUGGGCCUUUGCGACACUGGCUCCAGUGGUCCAACAGCGCUGCAGAUUCCCCCAGCGGGAGAAUCCAAUGGCAUCGGCGACAUGUGGUGCUUCUUGGUCUUCCGUUUGGUGAAUGCCCUGCUGUUGCGGACCUCCUUCAACCCGGAUGAGUGCCUCACCGUGAAGUACUGGCAGGGCCCGGAGGUGGCGCAUGCCUGGCUCUUCCAGGAGGGGCACCUCACCUGGGAGUGGGAGCCCUGCAUGGCCGUGCGCGGCGUGCUGCACCCGGGGCUCUUCUGGGCGCUGCUGGCGCUGCUGCCGAAGAGCCCCUGGCUGGUGGCCUACGGCCCCCGGCUGCUUCAGGGCGCCUUGGCCUCGCUGGCGGACGGCGCCCUCUGGCGCGCCGCGCGGGCGCUGGGGGGCGACGGCUUGGCCCGGGCGGUGCUGGCGGUGCAGCUGGGCGGCUGGUUCCAACUCUACGCGCUGCCCAGGACCUUCUCGAGUUCCCUGGAGGCGGUGCUCGCGGCGCUGAGCCUCGAGCAGCUCCUCGCCGCGCCGCCCCGCUCGGCGCCGAGGGCGGCGCUGGCGCUGGGGGCGCUGCAGGUGGCGCUGCGGCCCACCGCCGCAGGCUUUUGGUUGGCCUGGGCGGUCGCUGAGAUGGCGAAGAGGCGCAGCAGAAAGCAGCUUCAGGAGCUGAUCCUGGUGGGCGUGUCCAUCUCUGGCACGGUGCUUGCGGUGUCUACCUUGCUGGACUCUCUGUACUACGGCGGCUUCUGUCUGGUGCCCUGGAACUUCCUCCGGUUCAACGUGCUGCAGGAUGGCAGCGCGCUCUACGGGAGCCACCCCUGGUACUGGUACGCGGAGGGCCUGGCGGUGACGCUGGGCACCUUCCUGCCCUUCACCUGCCUCGGCGUGGUCCAGGCGCUGCGGCGGCCACUUCUCUGGGCGCCUCUGCUGGCCACGGGCGCCUCCCUGGCAGUGCUGUCCUGCGCCUCUCACAAGGAGACGUAUCGCUUCCUCUUGCCGCACUUCCCCUUGUUCUCGCUGCUCACGGGGCUGGGGUUGCACGCCAUGCGCGCGGGGCGAUGGACGCUGGGCCUGGUCUUUGCGCCUCAGGCUGUUGCAGCGCUUUUCUUUUGCCUGGUGCAUCAGCGUGGGGGUGAGGCGGUGAUGGGACAUCUCAGACAGCACCCUGCGGAGAGCGUGUUCUUCCUUACGGCCUGUCAUGCUACGCCCUUCCACAGCUUCGUGCACGGGACAAAGAACAUGGGAUUCCUGGACUGCUCCCCAGGCCAGGGCAGCCCUCGGGAUCGCUUCUUCCAGCAGCCCAUGGCCGUGCUGCCGGAGCUCUUUCCCGACGCGCUGGGUUCCCCCGCCGCAUCCGAGGCGUCCAAAGCGGAAGCGCCGGCGCCAGCUGAGGGCCGAGCCAUGCAGUGCCUGGAACACCGGUACCAGGUGAAGCCCCAGCCGCUGCCGGAGAUUUUGGUGCUCUGGGGAGGCCUGCUGCUGAAAGAGUCCGCCAUGUCCGAGUGGCUGGAGGUCAACGGCUACCAGCUGGAGCGCUUUCUUGCGGACGGCAUUUGGUCGGAGGGGCCGUAUGGCCUGGAGAUGUGGCCCAGCUUCAGCAUCUUCCGGCGCAAGCUGUGA
This is a messenger RNA of Effrenium voratum, 2958 nucleotides long. NCBI's taxonomy places the organism in Eukaryota, Dinophyceae, Suessiales, Symbiodiniaceae. The record is from the annotation of a GenBank genome assembly.